Messenger RNA from Adineta ricciae, 1791 nucleotides. Lineage: Eukaryota; Metazoa; Rotifera; Eurotatoria; Adinetida; Adinetidae. The record is from the annotation of a GenBank genome assembly.
AUGAUAAUCACAAUCCGUUCGUCAAUCUGUCUGCUGUGUACAGUGGCGAUGGCAGCGUGUGUACAUGCGACAACGCUUGCUCAUUCGGUUUUUCUACCAUCGGACAGAUCAUUAAAUCCAUUUAGCGAUUCGUUCGUUCAAAGAGUGAUUAAUAUGGAUCGUUCGAAGCUUCAUGCUAUUCCACAGAUGACUGAUGAAGAAUUUUUAAAAGAAUUAAUAGAAAAUGAUGAUACUCUAGGUGGUGCAUUGUCUCGUGUCAGUGAAGAAGAUCCUUAUGAAGUCAUUUUCGAUGAUAAACUCGAUGAUCAACUUACAGUUCAAGAUAAUAUCGAUGGUGAAUGGGUUCAUCUGAUGACUGCUGGACCAUUGUCAGUCAACUAUAUCAGUAAUCUCCUUGUUCUUGCUAGCCGACGUGAUUUUCCAUUGACUCGUCCACCGCAAUUCGCGUUUCAACACAUACAAAAUCCCGAUUCAUUCAAAGCAACACUCGCACAAGUCGCAGGUUCAAUGUCUUCCGCAUUAAUAGGUGCACAUACAGCUAUGGAUCGAAUUCAACUGAACAUUCAACUCAUACCCAGUCUUGUUAAAAAAGCUCUCAAGCUGGUUCUUGCUGGUACACCUACGCUGAUUGAAUUGAUGCUUCCAAACACUUUAGAAUCAAUCGGUCGUAUUGCCAAUGAAAGUGCUGCGCAUGCAAAAUCAACUUUUCGUAAGUUUGCGUCCUUACAAGAUCUUAUUGCUGAGAUUAUUGAAGCAAAUACUAAUACACAUUCAACACAAACAAAUGUUGUUCAACUGAUUCAAGCACAAAUUGAUAAAGCUAAAGAAGAUGAAAAACUUCUAAACAGUAACAUCAAUUCGAUCAAAUCACAGUACGAAGAUGCCCGACGUGAAAUGGAAAAAGCUCGAAAAGAAUAUCAAGAAGCAUACAAUGCUAUCCCAACUGUUCGUAAAUGGUUCAAAAAAGUCUUUCGUAAAAUAAUCAAUGUUGUCGUCAACGUAAUUACAGCACCAGCACGCAUUCUAGGAUGCAUAUUAGGAGUUUGUUAUAAUAAUCAAGCUGCUCUUCAAGCAGCUCAAGCAGCUGCUGAAACCGCCAAACAGAAUGCCAUUGCCAAAGCCAAUCAUUUGCUUCAGGUAUUGAAAGAAGCAGAGAAACGUCACGCUGCAUUGGCUGCACAGCAAGUAGCUGAACAAGAAAAACUUGUAGCUAUUAUCAAUAAAAUCGCCAAUCUCGAUUUGGAUCGAAUGAGUGAACAAGAAAUUGUUGAUAUUCUCAUCGAAUCUAUCUUACAAAUGAAUCAAAUUAAAGUACAAUGGGGACGUCUAAUUCAAUUUUUUUCGAAACUAACCGUUCAAGCUGAUAGUACACAACAAAUUAUCGUUCAUGAACUGAUUGCUUCUAUCAAAGAAGCUCAAGAAAACAAUUUACUCAUCGAUCCAAGUGACCGUGAACUCUUCGUUGAAAUUCUCAGCAUUACAUGUCAAGAAAUCGAACGAGGUGCCCAUUUACUCUAUGUCAUGUCCAAAACGUACUAUGAUAUUUCAUCCGAAUACAUGUACGCACAAGUUGUUAGCAUGAGUGGAUUGUUGGAACCUAAGAGUGAUUCUCAACGUACAGCUUAUUUGAAAUCGAUCGCUUCGAAUACAACGUCGACUUCAACGAAAAUUACUCAGCUAGCACAAUCACGACAGAAUGAAUAUAAUUUACGUAAUAAACAACGACGAGAAGAGUAUGAGCGAUUUCUAACCAGCAUAGCCUUGGAAGAUUUGGAAGUUUCAAUUGGUUAA